Molecule: messenger RNA, 1050 nt
Organism: Hyaloperonospora brassicae
Lineage: Eukaryota; Oomycota; Peronosporomycetes; Peronosporales; Peronosporaceae
Source: the annotation of a GenBank genome assembly
AUGGGACUCCUUCGCCACUACGUCGACGUCGUGCUCACCGCCGCCUUCUUGACCCCCGGCGCCAGCAGCAGUGCCACGCCCUCCAAGCAGAAGAACACGAAGCCGAAGCCAAAGAAGAACCGACGGCAGACGCUGUCCACGCGGCCUUCGAGCGCGUCGACUGUCGUGCCGCAAGCGCCGACAGCAGUCGUCCAGUCCCCACCGCAGCGCCUGUGCGACCUGCGGAUCCUCAAGACCUUAGCGCCGGCACUCUUCGGCGAAGUGCUGUUGUGCCUCGACGCGGCCACUGGUCGCCACGUUGCGGUCAAACGCGUCGAUCUCUGCUGUGCGCGCGCGCACGUGACGGUCAAGACGCGGGUCCAAGUGGUCGAGAGCCUCACGCAGGAGCGCAGCGUGCACCACCGACUCGCAGCGGUUCAGACGACCAAUUUGCUCGUCUUGCAAGAAGAGGUGCAGUGCAAUAACAACCUGUACCUCGUGUUCCCCUUCUGCUCGGGCGGCGACCUCUUUCACGUCGUGCGGCACAGUCCACUGGACGGGCGACUGCCCGAAGCCACUGCCCGUCGCUUCCUCCGCGACGUCGUGCGGGGACUGCUGUGCCUCAAGCAGAAUGGAUUGGCCCAUCGGGACAUCUCCCUCGAAAACGUCGUGCUGGACGCCACCGGUGUGUGUUUCGUCUGCGACUUUGGGCUCGCGACGGCCUACGAGACGCGCGUGGCCCCGGGACGCGUGGGCAAAGCGUGGUACAUGGCGCCCGAAGUCUUUGCAGCGACAGCGUCGUACAGUGCACUGCCGGCCGACAUUUGGUCGCUCGGUGUGCUGUUGGCCAUUAUGCUCACGGGCGCACCGCUCGUUGACAAACCGGCGCUGAGUGACCGCCACUUUUGCGUCUUGAGCCAGGGCGGCGGUGUCCGCAAACUCCAUCGCGUGUUCCCUCGCAAGCUCUCGGACGUGACGUGGGACGUACUGGAGCAGAUGCUGCACGUGGAUCCCCUGCGCCGGCCGACACUGGAGCAGGUGGCAGCACAUCCGUUUCUGUCGAGUCGAUAG